AUGGCAGAUCUUGAAGCUGUAUUAGCCGAUGUUUCCUAUUUAAUGGCAAUGGAGAAAUCCAAAUCCACACCAGCGGCUUCAGCAAGCAAAAAAAUUGUUUUACCCGAUCGAACAGUACGAAGUGUUACACACAAGCACCUACAAAAAAUGUAUGAAAAUACAUUUGACAAAAUAUUUAAUCAACAAAUUGGAUUUCUUCUGUUUAAAGAAUAUUGUUCAACGUUAUGUGAUGAACCUGUGCCUCAAUUAAAGUUUUAUGAAGAGAUAAAAAGAUUUGAAAAACUUGAAACAGAUGAAGAACGAUGGAAAGUUGGAAAAGAAAUUUAUGAUCAAUUUAUCAUGAAAGAAUUACUUUCGAAUUCUCAUACCUAUUCUGAACGAGCUAUUGAAAGUGUGAAAAAGCAUUUAUCAAAAUAUAAUCCAAAUAAUCCGAAAAAUAGUUUACCAUCGAAUUUAUUUGAACCCUAUAAAAAAGAAAUUUGUGAUUUAUUACGUGGAAGAAUUUUCGAUAAAUUUAUUGAAUCCGAAAAAUAUACAAGAUUUUGCCAAUGGAAAAAUUUCGAACUCAAUAUUCAGUUAACAAUGAAUGAUUUUAGUGUACACAGAAUUAUUGGCCGAGGUGGUUUCGGAGAAGUAUAUGGUUGCAGAAAAGCAGAUACUGGGAAAAUGUAUGCAAUGAAAUGUCUUGAUAAGAAACGUAUCAAAAUGAAACAAGGCGAAACGUUAGCAUUAAAUGAACGUAUUAUGCUUUCACUUGUCAGCACAGGAGAGGAAGGCUGUCCAUUUAUUGUUUGUAUGACAUAUGCAUUUCAUACAACAGAUAAACUCUGUUUUAUUCUUGAUCUUAUGAAUGGUGGCGAUCUUCAUUAUCAUUUAUCUCAACAUGGAGUUUUUUCAGAGAAAGAAGUCAAAUUUUAUGCAGCAGAAAUCAUAUUAGGAUUAGAACAUAUGCAUCUUAGAUCAAUUGUUUAUCGGGACCUUAAACCAGCAAAUAUUUUACUUGAUGAGCAUGGCCAUGUUCGUAUAUCAGAUUUAGGUUUAGCUUGUGACUUUUCAAAGAAAAAACCGCAUGCAAGUGUUGGUACACAUGGUUACAUGGCACCAGAAGUUUUAGCUAAAGGUGUGGCUUAUGAUUCCAGUGCAGAUUGGUUUUCUUUUGGUUGUAUGCUUUAUAAAUUACUCAAAGGGCAUAGUCCAUUUCGUCAACAUAAAACAAAAGAUAAACAAGAAAUCGACAAAAUGACCAUGACAAUGUCAAUUGAAUUACCUGAAACGAUGACGAAUGAAAUGCGAACACUAUUAGAAGGAUUACUUCAGCGUGAUGUCGAUAAACGUCUCGGAUGUAUGGGAAGAAUAGCUGAAGAAGUAAAAGAACAUCCAUUUUUUAAAGAUAUCGAUUGGAAACAAGUUUAUUUAUUAAAAUUAACUCCACCAUUGAUUCCACCACGCGGUGAAGUAAAUGCAGCUGAUGCUUUUGAUAUUGGAAAUUUUGACGAAGAUGAUACUAAAGGAAUAAAAUUAACUGAAGCUGAUCAAGAAUUAUAUAAAAAUUUUCCAAUCGUUAUAUCAGAACGGUGGCAACAAGAAAUAACUGAAACAGUAUUUGAUACCGUUAAUCAAGAAACGGAUAAAAUUGAACAAAAACGACGUGCAAAAUUUAAACAAAAUAACAUUUAUGAUGAUGAAAAAACAUCUGAUUUAAUUUUACAAGGACAAUUAAAAAAGAAUACGGGAACAUUUGGAUUUUCAUGGCAAAUACGUUAUACUAAAUUAUAUCCAAAUCGAUUAGAAUUGCAUUAUGAAAAGGGUGAUAAAGAUCCAGAGGUUUAUACAAUGGAACGUAUUGAACAUAUUGAUUCAAAAGAAUGUAAAGGACAAAAAACGAUUACAAUUCAUUUAAAAGGUGGGAAUGAGCCGCGUUUAAUGCUUUCACCGCAGGAUGAAGUAUCAUGGAUUGAAUGGAAAAAGGCAUUGUAUGAUACACUCGUUGCAUCACAACAACAUUUAACAGUUAGUGAAAAAGCAUCAAAAAUUUAUGGAGCUGACGUAAGUAGUACAACAAAUGCAAAUAUUAAUUCAAAUCAACAAUCAUCAUCGGGUAAUUAUCAUAAUACAUCGUUAUCAUCGACCGGCGGUAGUUUGGGUGGGAUAAAAAAAACUAAUAUAGCUGCAGGCACGCUUCAAGAUUAA
Messenger RNA from Rotaria socialis, 2190 nucleotides. The record is from the annotation of a GenBank genome assembly. Lineage: Eukaryota; Metazoa; Rotifera; Eurotatoria; Philodinida; Philodinidae.